Messenger RNA from Lycium barbarum (goji berry), 4192 nucleotides. RefSeq lists its product as uncharacterized. NCBI's taxonomy places the organism in Eukaryota, Viridiplantae, Streptophyta, Magnoliopsida, Solanales, Solanaceae. The transcript has 15 exons. The record is from RefSeq and is a predicted model, not a curated record. The coding region runs from base 2092 to 3492 and encodes 466 amino acids.
UCAAUUUUCUGUAGGCUCCUACUUUCAAUUUAGCGUGUUCUUUUUGCGAUUUCUAUGAAAGAACAAGUUUGGAUGGAAAAAGCGUUGAUCAAUUCCAAGAAAUAUUUGAAUUGGGUUUCAUCGGUGGCUUUUCAGUUUUUUCGCUAUAGAGAAUUAGUGAAAUGGAUAGCUUCUUUGUGUUUACUUUGCUAUUUCAACCACGCAUGUGUUAUUUUCAGUUUCUUCACUACAGAGGAACAUCGAAUGAGUCUGAACAUUACAAAUCGUCAUGUGUGUGGAUGUCGUUUGGCGGACACCCAUUUCCAUUUCUUGUGAAUUCAGCUCAUACAAAGCAUCAAGGGGAAAUUGAAAUUACUUAUUUGUUUAUUCAUUUUGGGUUUCUAAAAGUGGAAAUUGCUCAAGGUGCGGAAAAGGGGACAAUUCUUCCAUUAUAAGAGAAGAGCACAGCUUGAAUAAGAGAGAAUGGGAGAUGAAGUUAUUGGACUGGUAAUUCUAUUGGCUAUAAUGAAUUAUUCAAUUGUAGGGAAGUACAACAAUGACUAAAGAAUUAUGUUACUGAAAGCUGCAUUAGGAGUUCACAACCUUGAAUUUUGAAGAUGGUUUCCAGAAAAGACCAAUAUGGUGAUGAAUUGCAGAUAGAUAAUUAAAUGGGAGUUGACGUGAGCGAUGACUCAUGAAGAAUCAAUUUAGCCAUAUAUGACUGGCUUUACCACUUGCAAUCUUCAUUUGCUUGUGAAGGAAAUUGAAUCGUGUGUUACCAGUUGAUUAAGGUUGAAUUUGAACUUAGUAAAGCAGUCUUUGAAGCUCGGCGAAAAUGAAAGAAAUUGCAGGCUCUGUUGCUAGAAUGGAUGCUGAGAGUAGUAUUAAGAGGCGCCAUGACCCGGUAAAUAUGGAAACAAUGGGAGAUGAAGGUUCAAAAUCUACCAAAUGAAAAGAUGUCGUUGAUUCAUCGAUAUCUGAAGCAUCCCUACCAAGUAUUGAAAAGCGGAGAAAAGUUAUCGAUGGUUCUUCAGUUAGCAAGGGAAAAAAUGUUGUUGAAGAUGUUCCUUCAAAAGCAGGGGAGAGUAAGUUUUUUCUGAAAGAUCCUCCUACUCAUUCGGUGCACAUGAGUUGUUACAACAAUGUUGAAGUAUUUAAAGAUCUCAAGGACAAACUAACUGAUAAGCAGUACAAAAUAUUUGGGGAAACUUGCUUUGGUGUAUUCACCCGAAUGCAACACUGUGAUGUUCAAGCACAAAUGUUGAGGUGCUGCAUGGUGAGAGAACUUAUUGGAAGUACUCCUGAUGCUUUUUUGAUUGAUAUAAAUGGUAAUGAAUUGCUGUUUUCUAUUAGAGAAUUUGCAAUAAUAACUGGUUUGAAGUGUGUUGGUGAUGAAGAUGCUUUUAAAGUUAACCGCAAGGGUAAAAACAGGAUUUUGGAGAUAUAUUUUGGUGGUUCUAAGAAAAUGCCCUCAAAGGAAGAUUUGAUUGAAUGCUUCACAGAUAAAAAAUGGGGCCUCAAUGAUGCUGAUGCCGUUAAGAUUGCUGUCCUCUAUUUCAUUCAUACCUAUAUCUUGUCCAAUGAGAAGAAUGCAGUAAAAAUAUCAAGGCUACACUUUGAUUUGGUAGAGUCUGGAAGAUACGUGGAUUACCCAUGGGGUAAGAAAGCAUUCAAUGAGUUGAUUAAAAGUAUGACUCACAAGAUACUUCUGAGAAAAAGUUUUAUAGGCUCCAUGGAAUGCCACUUGCUAUGCAAGUUUGGCUUUAUGAGUGUUGUUCAUUUGUUGACGCCACUCUUGCAGUCAAGACGGGCAACAACAUUCCCGGAAUGCUGAAUUGGACGACCAUUGAAAGUCAACCAAGCUUUAAGGAACUGAUGGACGGCAUGUUUAAAGAAGAUAACACCUCGGAAAUGCGUAUUUUUGCCAACAUAGUCUCGACGGUCAAUGAGCUUACUUGUCUUCAAUUGCCCCCACUUGUCAAUGGUGUACCAGAAAGUACCACUGCCCCCGUCCUUGAUGAUGAUGAUUUUGCUUUUACACCACCCCAUAACGACACACAUCAAAAGGGAGUUGUUCAAUCAGAAUCUCCACCAUCUAAGAAACGUAGGUAGAUGUCUGUUGGGACUUCGUCAUCAAAGAAAGCAGAUCUGCAACCCGAAACAAUUUCAAUUUCCAACAUUGCUCCCCGUAGGAAGACGCCUAUUGUACCAACAAGAAAGUCGGCUUCUCCAAUUGGGAAUGAACAAGUGCAUGUAAAUACCCCAUCUGUCCAGUUCCCGACAUCUACCAAACAAGACGAGUUGUGUCUCAUGAGGCAAGAAAUUAAUGAAUUUAAGAAGUCGGUGAAGGAUGAGUUCAAUGAUUUGCACAAAUUGAUCAAUGACAACUUGACAACGAUUAUUCAAGCUAUUGAAGCAAUUAAAGGAAAUAAGGAUUCUGAAAAGGGUGCUGCCAGAGAAUCUACAUUUCAGCAACAUGAUAAUGGAAUACACAAUAAAUCACCGAUACAAAACGGGAGUUAUACGACUCAUUUUUCAACAGAGGGCCUAGUGGGAGAUGUUGGUGUGAACGAGGUUAAUUCUACUGGUGAUACAUUAAGGGAUUCAACACAGGAAAUUCAGGGACCAGGUGACAUUUUGGGAUAUUAUGUCGAACCAGAGCCGUUUGGAUCACAAAUCCCUAUCAAGACUGCUGAUGUUAUCGUUGUUACUCCUGCUGCCAUACCUAUCAACGAAGGAAGCAACAUGUUAGUUCAUGAUAAUAUUGUGCAAGGUGUAUCUUCUUCUUCAUUUUGUGCCGGUACAGAUCAUUCUAAUCAAGUGACACCGCACAAUGUUGUUGUUGAGUUUGAGGGUAUUCAUGUUGGUAAGGAACAAGAACAUGUGCCUCAGUAUGAGCUGGCGGAUGAAUUCCUUCCAACACAGAAUACUAUAACAAAAAUUGUCAUGACUUUGCGUAAAGAGAGGCGUCCUGGCCCUUUGCAAAUGUCUCCUUACAUGACAAAUUUUGGGUCAGCUUCGGGUAGUUCAGUUAAGUUGACAGAGAUAUUUGACAAAAAACACCCAUUUGAUCAUAAUUGCAUCACGGGGCGACAUGAUGCCAAGCUGUUCGGUGAAUUCUCAAAAUGGGUAAAAGAGGGGCUGCUUGUUAGGCAUGAUAGCAGAAAGAACAAAGAGGACCACUACAAAAAGGGUAAGGCAAAACUGCCAACAUCCAUGGACUGUGGUAUUAAGAAAAUCAGCGACAAAAGUUGGUUCUACCUUUUAUCAAUGAAGGGUCAGAUGUGGAAUGACGAGCAUCUUGAUGUCAUGUUUUACUACUUCCGGAAAAAAGUCAAAUAUGAUACAAAUAGCACAUACAAGUUUACCACUAUAGACUGUGUUUUUAAUACCAAAAUUGAUGCUAUUCACAAAGGCUAUCUUGACCCGGAUGGUGCCAUAAGUGUUGGGAAACAAGAAGAUGUUUUAUGUGAAUACGUUAAAGGCCACCGGUUGCAUUGCACUGUCCCGUGACAUUUGGUUGACUAUGUAUUCAUCCCAGUCAACAUUAAAGAAAAAAACCAUUGGUUGUUGGCAGUCCUUUCAUUCCUUGACAUACGUCUAUAUAUAUAUGACUCGUACCGAGCGGCUGGUCAUGAUGCAACUGUUAGAUCUGAAAUAGACAAACUUGCCAAUCUAUUGCCCUUGUAUUUACAUUUAACAGACUUCUACCAGUCCAAGCAGGGAGUUGAUUGGAAUUAUCACCCUGCGUACAAAGACAAAGCACCGGCUGACAAAUUUGACGUCGUGUUUGUUGACAAUUUGCCACAACAGAGGCCUGGAAGCAUGGAUUGUUGAAUGUAUGUUGCUGCAUAUGCGGAGUAUUUGAGUCAGGGAGAAGGUAUUCCAUAUGGAGACCUUGAUGCAGAAUUACUUCGUACGAGAUAUGGUGCUCUUUUGUGGGAUUACGCUAAAAGGAAGAUGGAAGCAAAUGCCGAAAGCGAUAAUGAGGCACCUCCGAAGCCAGUUAGACCAAAUAUAGAUUUUGAUCAAGUUGAAAAAAUUAUAGUUAAUUAGUUUGUAGUUGUGUGGUUCAAAAUCUGAUUAUGAUGUUUUUAGGGAAAAUACUAUCUUUAUGUUUUUGUAAGGAGUUUUGCUGUCAAAAUGGCAGUUGUUAGUAUGAAUUCACAAUAUACAGUUUAUUUUUUUGAUGAAUACAAUUAAGUGUUCUUAC